ACAAGAAGUGUGACCAUGAAUGUAAGGAGAAGAUGACACUUGUUUGUUCACUUGCGGAAAAUCUGCUUUCCCUCCUGUUGAUCAUCUGAAAUGCUUGAUCAACCAAGAAAUCCGUUCUCUCUGCACAUACUGUAAAUACACCCACACACACACACACACACACACACACACACACACACCCAGACCCACACCCACACAGCAAGGCCCUUCCUCCUGCACAAAAGUCUUUUCCACCUGAAAAAGCUCAAGAAGAAACUGCCCACACGUCCAGUCACCAUGAGGUUUGAGGAAAUCCUUGAUGAUGUCGGCGGCUUCUCCAGGUUCCAGGUCCUGGUUCUGAGCAUUCUCUGCCUCCCGAGAGCCAUCCUCCCCCUCCACUUCCUGCUGCACAACUUUGUGUCGGCGACACCCGCUCACCACUGCGCCCUCGGGAGCCGGGGAGCCGACGAGCCAGAGCCAUUUCCCCCGGCGAUUCCCCGACUGGACGACGGCACCUUGAGCUCAUGCAGCAUCUACGAGGACCCGGCGGCAUCCAACCUGACUCGGACCAACGGGACCACCCCUUGUCCUCGCGGCUGGGUCUAUGACCAAUCAGAGUUCACCUCCACAACCGCCACUGAGUGGGACCUGGUUUGUGAGGACCGAAGACUCAAUCAGGCGUUGGCGACAUAUUUCUUCCUUGGGGUCACGGUUGGCGCCAUCCUGUUUGGGCAUCUUUCCGACAAGUUUGGACGUAAGUCGAUGCUGGUGUUGGCCUUGUCGGCCACCGCCAUGCUGGGCGUGGCCUCGGCUUUCUCUACCUCUUACGUCAUGUUUGCUGUAUCGCGGGCGCUCUGCGGCGCCGCGCUAAGCGGCCUGUCCAUAAUUGGCACAGUUCUGGGAAUCGAGUGGACGGAUGUGAAGCACCGCACGUUCACGGGCACGGUGAUCAGUCUGUCAUGGAGCGUGGGCAACAUGCUACUCGCCCUUCUCGCCUACACUAUCCGAGACUGGCGCCACCUGAUGCUGGCGGUCACUGCGCCCUGCGUGGUGUCCAUCAUCAGCUGCUGGUGGCUGCCCGAGUCGGCCCGCUGGUUGCUCGCCAACGGCAGAACUGACGAGGCCCGCAAGUACCUGCUCCGCUGCGCCAGGAUGAACAAGAAAAACCACAGCAAUUUGGAGGCAGAAACCCUGGAAAAAGUCACGGUAUCCGAGGUGGCGGAAAAGACUCACUCUUACCUGGACCUGCUCAGAACACCUCAGCUUAGGAGGAUCACACUCAUCUCUGGCCUCUUCUGGUUCGCUGUGGCCUUCCUCUACUAUGGCAUCAGCUUUAAGAUCUCGGGCUUUGGCGUCAACAUCUACCUCACACAGUUCAUCUACGCCGCCAUCGAAUCUCCCGCCAAAAUCCUGACCUACUUUGCUCUGGACCACAUUGGGCGGCGCAACGGACAGGCCUGGUUUCUGAUAACAACCGGAGCACUGAUUGGCAUCAACACGGCCAUCCCGCUUGAGUUCUCGGUGGUUCGAACCUGUGUCGCCGUGGUGGCCAAAGGUUUCUCUGAGGCGGCGUUCACCACCGCCUUCCUCUAUUCGGCUGAGCUUUACCCGACCAUCCUUCGGCAGUGCGGGAUCGGGUACGCUUCCUGUCUCGGUCGCAUCGGCAGCUCCUUGGCGCCGAUGAUCAUGCUGCUUGAGGACGCUUGGCUUUUCCUGCCGCCCCUCAUCUUCGCUGGAACGGGAAUACUCAGCGGAGCGUUUGUCUUCCUGCUGCCAGAGACGCUAAAUGUGCGCCUGCCGGAGAACAUUCUGGACAUCGAGGAGGGAAGACACAUCAAGUCAGACAGCCAUUAUAGUACUGAGAUGACCGCCAUCACGACCACGCCAACGCACAGCUUCUAGCAUUCCUGGACGUGUCCAAUCGAUGGAUGGAUGGAUCCACUCUGAAUCUACACAUGUUUAAGUUUUGUGAGGUUAAAAUCAAAUAAAUGUAUUUGCCUUGAAGAACCA
Molecule: messenger RNA, 1989 nt
Organism: Dunckerocampus dactyliophorus (ringed pipefish)
Lineage: Eukaryota; Metazoa; Chordata; Actinopteri; Syngnathiformes; Syngnathidae
Gene: slc22a7a
Product: solute carrier family 22 member 7a
Exons: 10
Coding region: 277-1881 (534 amino acids)
Biological process (GO): transmembrane transport
Cellular component (GO): membrane
Molecular function (GO): transmembrane transporter activity
Source: RefSeq, a predicted model, not a curated record